AUGCGCCCUGUCUGUACAGUUGCUGUGGACGGUUUACCAUCUGAAAGCUCCUCCAGCUCUUACCCAGGCCCCGUAUCUGUCUCUGAAAUGUCUCUUCUUCAUGCUUUGGGUCCCGUGCAGACCUGGCUGGGACAAGAGCUAGAGAAAUGUGGCAUUGAUGCCAUGAUUUAUACCCGAUACGUCCUCAGUCUUCUGCUGCAUGACAGCUAUGACUACGACCUGCAGGAACAGGAGAAUGACAUCUUCCUGGGCUGGGAAAAAGGAGCUUAUAAGAAAUGGGGAAAGAGUAAGAAAAAGGGCUCAGAUCUAACUGUAGAAGAAAUGAAAAAACAGGCUGCUGUCCAGUGUCUUCGAUCUGCUUCUGAUGAAAGCUCUGGCAUUGAGACUUUAGUGGAGGAGCUCUGCUCCAGGCUGAAGGACCUGCAAAGCCAGCAAGAAGAGAAGAUUCACAAGAAGUUAGAGGGGUCUCCCUCUCCAGAGGCAGAACUGUCGCCCACAGCGAAGGAUCAAGUGGAAAUGUACUAUGAAGCGUUUCCACCGCUGUCCGAGAAGCCAGUUUGCCUGCAGGAAAUCAUGACCGUGUGGAACAAGUCCGCAGUCGGCUCCUACUCGAGCUCGUCCUCGUCGUCCACAGCUCCUCCAGCCAGCACAGACACGCCCUCCCCCAAGGACUGCAACAGCGAAGGCGAGGUCAUCCGGGAGAGAAGCUGCGAUGCGCCCGCCAGCCUGCACGAGAGAACGCAGGGCGGCCGCAGCCACAGCGAGAAGGAGAACAGGUUCAGGAACGGGCCCGGCGAAGAGCGGCCCGCGCCGCCGCCCUACAAGAAGCAGAGCCGGCACCGGCCAGACGGGAAGCCGCGCCCGCGCUCCUGGUCCUCCGGCUCCAGCGAAGCCGGCUCGAGCUCCAGCGGGAACCAGGGGGAGCCAAAGGCGUCGGCGAAGUGCGUGAAGGCAAGGCACAAGGCGCGGGAGAUCCGGAACAAGAAAGGAGCGCGCAGCGCGCAGAGCCGGCUCUCGCUGAAGCACGCAGAGAAGGCGGAGAGACAGCCGCACGCCGCCGGGAGCAGCAGCAGCGGCGGCGGUGGCGGCGGCUCCAUCAGACAGCCGUGCAAGCGGGGCAGGCGGCCGCUGAAGGAGCCGGGCAGGAAGGAGGCGGGGGCCGCCGCGGGCAGAGGCCUGCUCCUGGAGAGCGGGGCGGACAGGCAGUACAAGGAGGAGCCGCUGUGGUACACGGAGCCCAUCGCCCAGUACUUCGCGCCCCUGAGCAGGAAGAGCAAGCUGGAGACCGCCUACCGCAGCAGCCAGGACGCGGGCGCCGCGGCCUCGGCCGCUGCGGAGGCGCUGUCCGAGUCGGUGCGCGGCCUUUGCAUCAGCAACAGCGACAUUCACAAGACAUACCUCGCGGCAGGCACUUUCAUCGAUGGUCAUUUUGUAGAAAUGCCUGCAGUCAUAAAUGAGGAUAUCGACCUCGCUGGGACCUCAUUCUGUCCUCUGCCAGAGGACGACAAAUACUUGGAUGAUAUUCAUCUGUCAGAAUUAACACACUUCUACGAAGUGGAUAUUGACCAAUCCAUGUUGGAUCCCGGUGCCUCAGAAACCACGCAAGGAGAAAGUCGGAUUUUGAAUAUGAUUCGACAAAAAAGCAAAGAGAAGACAGAUUUUGAGGCAGAAUGUUGCAUAGUGUUAGAUGGAAUGGAGUUGCAAGGGGAACGUGCAAUAUGGGCAGACUGUACCAGCUCUGUGGGUGCUGAGGGCUUUCUCCUGCAAGACCUCGGCGGCCUGGCCCAGUUCUGGGAGUGCUGUUCGUCCAGCUCUGGCGAUGCCGACGGGGAGAGUUUUGCGGGAGACUCCCCGGUUCGACUCUCCCCGACCUUAGACAGCACAGUGCUCAAUCCGCAUUUGCUGGCCGGCAAUCAAGAGCUCUUUUCAGAUAUUAAUGAAGGAUCUGGUAUAAACUCUUGUUUUUCAGUGUUUGAAGUGCAAUGCAGUAAUUCUGUUUUACCAUUUUCUUUUGAAACACUCAACUUGGGAAAUGAAAAUACAGAUUCUAGUGCUAACAUGCUUGGGAAAACACAGUCUAGAUUACUAAUAUGGACCAAAAAUAGUGCCUUUGAAGAAAAUGAACACUGUUCUAAUCUUUCAACAAGAACUUGUAGUCCAUGGUCCCAUUCAGAAGAAACACGUUCAGACAAUGAGACGUUAAAUAUCCAGUUUGAAGAAUCCACACAGUUUAACGCAGAGGAUAUUAAUUAUGUAGUUCCUAGAGUCUCGUCCAAUUAUGUAGAUGAAGAACUCCUAGAUUUUUUGCAGGAUGAAACUUGCCAGCAAAACAGUAGGACUUUAGGAGAAAUCCCAACAUUAGUUUUCCAAAAAAAAUCUAAACUAGAAUCUGUCUGUGGUAUUCAGCUAGAACAAAAAUCAGAGAGCAAAGCCUUCGAAACUACGCAAGUGUGCAGUGAAGGCAGUCCACGCGGAGACGGCUACAGCUCAGGGGUUAUCAAAGACAUUUGGACAAAGAUGGCAGACAGAAACUCUGCAGCUCUGCUAGAGAUAGAAAGCGCUGAUGAUGAGUUGUUCCCGACAGAUGUAAGUAACUGCUGCUGCUGCUUGGAUGCUGAGGCUCCGACGGAGCCCCUUCAGGAGCCCAACAAGGCCGUGCGGAGGUCAGAAUACCGUCUGUGGGAGGGCCAGAAGGAGACCCUGGAGAAGAGAGCCUUUGUGUCCGGCGAGCUGUCCAAGGUGGAUGGCGGGGACUACACCACCCCCUCAAAACCUUGGGACGUGGCCCAGGACAAAGAGAACUCAUUCAUCCUGGGAGGAGUUUACGGAGAGCUCAAAACCUUCAACAGCGAUGGGGAGUGGGCAGUCGCACCACCCAGUCACGCCAAAGGAAGUCUGUUGCAGUGUGCCGCUUCCGACGUGGUGACCAUAGCGGGGACAGAUGUCUUCAUGACCCCCGGAAACAGCUUCGCUCCUGGUCACAGGCAGUUAUGGAAGCCCUUUGUGUCCUUCGAACAGAACGACCCGCCGAAGAGCGGGGAAAACGGAUUGAAUAAGGGAUUUUCCUUCAUCUUCCAUGAAGACUUACUAGGAGCUUGUGGCAACUUUCAAGUUGAAGAUCCUGGACUCGAAUAUCCCUUCUCUUCCUUUGACUUAAGCAAUCCGUUUUCACAAGUUCUCCAUGUGGAGUGCUCCUUUGAACCCGAAGGGAUUGCAUCUUUCAGUCCUAGCUUCAAACCGAAAUCGAUCCUCUGCUCUGAUUCCGACAGCGAAGUUUUCCACCCCAGGAUAUGCGAUGUCGACAGAACCCAGUACCGGGCCAUCCGGAUCUCCCCCAGGACUCAUUUUCGCCCCAUCUCUGCGUCUGAACUCUCCCCCGGAGGAGGAAGCGAGUCAGAAUUUGAAUCCGAGAGAGAUGAAGCAAAUAUUCCCAUUCCUUCUCAAGUCGAUACAUUUGAAGAUCCACAGGCAGAUCUCAAACCCCUGGAAGAGGACGCAGAGAAAGAAGGCCAUUACUAUGGGAAGUCCGAGCUUGAGUCUGGGAAGUUCCUCCCUAGGCUAAAGAAGUCUGGGAUGGAGAAGAGUGCCCAGACAUCCCUGGAUUCCCAGGAGGAGUCGGCCGGGGUCCUACCGGCAAGAGAGCGGAACCCGUGUCUGGAGUGCAGCAUGAGUGAACCUCUGGAGAUCGACCUGGAAAGCCCAGAAGCAAACUGUAAAAUAAUGGCACAGUGCGAGGAAGAAAUUAAUCAUUUCUGCAGCUGCAAAGCAGGUUGUCAGUUCCCUGCUUAUGAAGAUAAUCCAGUUUCUUCAGGACAGCUGGAAGAGUUCCCUGUAUUGAACACUGAUGUGCAUGGAAUGAACCGAAGUCAAGAGAAACAAACCUGGUGGGAAAAAGCCUUGUACUCGCCUCUUUUCCCUGCCUCGGAGUGUGAAGAAUGUUAUACAAAUGCCAAGGGAGAGAAUGGUAUAGAAGAGUAUCCAGAUGUUAAAGAAAUGCCCAGUAAUGAAGAGCGUCUGUUAGAUUUUAAUAGGGUGUCUUCUGUUUAUGAAGCGAGGUGCGCAGCAGAGCGGGACGCCGGAGCCCAGCCCAACGGCUUCCACCGCACGCCGCGCUCCAGCGCGGGCUCUGCCGUGGAGGACUCGGGCUCGGAAGGUGGAGGCGAGUGGGCGGACCCCGGCGAAGAGGAGCUCUUCUCCCGAACUCAUCUCUAA
Molecule: messenger RNA, 4212 nt
Organism: Rangifer tarandus platyrhynchus (Svalbard reindeer)
Lineage: Eukaryota; Metazoa; Chordata; Mammalia; Artiodactyla; Cervidae
Source: the annotation of a GenBank genome assembly